Messenger RNA from Ruditapes philippinarum (Manila clam), 1447 nucleotides. RefSeq lists its product as uncharacterized. The transcript is spliced from 11 exons. Bases 118 to 1380 code for a protein of 420 amino acids. NCBI's taxonomy places the organism in Eukaryota, Metazoa, Mollusca, Bivalvia, Venerida, Veneridae. The record is from RefSeq and is a predicted model, not a curated record.
ACAUUUAAGACAGAUGUAAAUGGUAACUGCACUGUUCUUCUGUAUAAUGAAGGGGAGACUUCGAAGAACUUUCAGCUCUCAAAUGAUAUAAAAGGUUCAGCAGAAUUUAUUAUCAAUAUGUCUAAGCUUAUCAGCGACUUAGACAUAAACUUAAACAUAAAAGUCAGAGCUAUGGUUACCGAUAAUGCUACAGCACUAACAAUGGUAGCCGAACGCAGAUUGAAUAUUGCUUCGAAUAUACUACAGCCCAUAACUAUAACAAACAUUGCUGCUUAUAAGAAUAGCUAUAUACCUGGAAUGACUUAUCGUACAAAGAUCUUUGUUGGAAGAAAUGGUAAAUCAUUAGGAAGAAGCGGCAAGCUCUUAGUUACACCAACGGUUACUACGGCAAUAUUGGGGACUUGUUACUCUAAUCACUACUUCUCCUACCCAUGGCUGAAUGUAAACACUCAAGUCAAAAGAUCUUUUACAAUCAAUUUUGACGAGUCUGGAUAUGCUGACUUUGAAUAUUUUGAUAGCACUCAAAAUGUAGAGGAAAUUUCAUUCGAUAUUACAUUACAAGAUGCAAGAAGUGUUCAGCUGACUGAUUUUUCCAGUUCAUUUGACAUUUAUCCUCUUUUGGACAAUAAACCUAUUCUUCGGAUGAAUGUUAACAAGCUCAGAGCAAAGGUGGGGGAAAGAAUUGCUAUAGACAUAACUGCAACGAGAACACUAAACGGAGCGUUGACAUUUGAGGUGUAUGCAAGGGGCAUCCAUAUUGUAUCAGAACGGGUAGCCAUAAACUCUGCUUCAACAAAGACACAUUCUAUGCCAGUAACGAAGGAUAUGAUUCCAAGUGCGUUUAUAAUAGUAAAUCACUUGACACAAACUGGUAACCUGAUCGCCGACUAUGUAUACAUACAGGUUGAAGGAAAUCCAUUCAAAAAUGAGGUAGAAAUAUCAUUCGAUGUCACGAAACAACAGCCAGGAGAGACGGUAAACAUGCACGCAUCCGCCGAUCCACACUCAACAAUUUAUGUCUUAGCCGAGGAUCUCAGGAACCGUGUGUUUGGUGUUGACAACGACAUAUUUUGGACAGACGUUGUACGAGAGAUUGUGGAUGCGAGUCCUAGUAUAAGGCAAAAUAUUAGAAAUUAUAAAAACAGAAACAAGCGUGCAGACCAAGAAAGACAGUUGGCUAAACGAUCACAUGGGCAUCUUGGAGAUUUAGACGACACAUUUAUUGAAAGUGGAUUGAUAGUUCUUUCUGAUGCGACUAUUUCCGAGCAAAAGCUAGAUUUACUUACUUCAAAAGGGUAUACAGAAGUGUGUGGUGAACACGACACAAGAUUGGCUUCAACCGCAGGCUGUUUACUCUGUUCAAACCGUAAGUACAAAUAAUUCAAGAAUGUAUGCUUAAAAGAUGUCUAGGUCUCUAUUAUACAUUUAACCCUUUAAUUUUAAAUUA